AGGAAAGAGGAAAGCGAGGGCCUAGGGGAUUGCAGAGAAUCCACCCCCACCACCCCCGGCGCGCCGCCCUCCGCUCCUCCUGCUCCCUCUAUUUCUUUCGCCCCCCGCGACGCCGCCUCUCUCCUUACCCCCGCCCCGCCUCGCCAUUCGCGCCCCAGAGGCUGGGAACUCCAAAGAGGAACAGGGUCUAUGGAGGGUGGAGGCGCCGGAAAUGGUUUGACUGGGACAGCGCAGACAAAGGGGAGUGGGGGUGAUGGCUCCGCCAAGCCGCUGCCCCCUUGCUGUGUCAAGGCCAGGGCCGCAGCGCCCGAGUCUGAGGCCAAGUGCCAUGCUACGGUGGUGUCGGGCUGGUUCACCGAACCUCGAUCGCGCUGCGGUAAAGCAAGCAAAGUUCAGUACUACAAUAACCCGAUGUGGCCAGGAGAGGCCCAUUCCUUGAAAGUGGAGAAGAUCUUGUACCAGGGGAAGUCACCAUACCAAGAAGUCUUAGUUUUCGAGUCGACAACCUAUGGGAAAGUCCUUGUGCUUGAUGGCAUUGUUCAGUUGACUGAUAAGGAUGAAUGUGCGUACCAGGAAAUGAUUACUCACCUCCCACUUUGUUCAAUUCCAUCCCCUAAAAAAGUUUUGGUUAUUGGUGGUGGUGAUGGAGGUGUGCUCCGAGAGAUUUCCAGACAUAGUUCUGUGGAGUCAAUUGACAUAUGUGAAAUCGAUCAGCUGGUUAUUGAUGUUUGCAAAGAUUUCUUCCCACAUUUGUCUGUUGGAUUUGAAGAUCCUCGUGUUCAACUUCAUGUUGGUGAUGCUGUGGAGUUCUUGAGAAAUGCGCCUGAAGGUACAUAUGACGCUAUCAUUGUUGAUUCGUCAGACCCAAUAGGGCCUGCUCAGGAACUUGUGGAGAAGCCUUUUUUUGAUACAAUUGCUAGAGCCUUGAGGCCUGGUGGAGUUCUUUGUAAUCAAGCUGAGAGUAUGUGGUUGCAUACACAUUUGAUUCAGGAUAUGCUUUCAAUUUGCCAUGAGACUUUCAAGGGUUCUGUGCACUAUGCAUGGACUAGUGUCCCAACAUACCCGAGUGGAGUGAUUGGAUUUUUGCUAUGUGCCAAAGAAGGUCCACCGGUCAACUUCCUGACUCCUAUAAAUCCAAUUGAAAAACUGGAAGGGGCUACAGAAGCUGGAAGGGAGAUCAGAUUUUAUAAUUCAGAGAUGCAUAGGGCAGCAUUUGUUCUUCCAACCUUUGUGAAGAAAGAGCUAGAAGCAUAUUGCGCUUCCACUGAAAGAGAACAGCCAGAGGAAACAGCUGCAACAGCACCAAAGAUAAGUGUUGCUUCCAAGAGUGAAAUUCUUACUGCAUCCUAGACUAAGGCUAGCUUACCUGUUCCUUCCCGGCGCUCUUGGUUAUCGCCAGUGGAUACCAAGUCAUGUACCAUCGGCAUGGAGGUGUCGGCUCCAUUGCGAUUAGACGUGUAAUGAGGCAUCUGUUAAUAAUUCAUGCUCUGAACUAUGAGAUGAGAUUAGCAUAUGUUCUAAAACGAAAAGGCGAGCUCACAGAGCAAUGUAUGAUAAUGAGUGAUGAGCAUUUCAAAUUGCAUUUAUCUUUUUCUUCUUGGCGAGCGGUGUGUUGGUGGCCAUUUCUCACCACUAGA
Molecule: messenger RNA, 1637 nt
Organism: Setaria italica (foxtail millet)
Lineage: Eukaryota; Viridiplantae; Streptophyta; Magnoliopsida; Poales; Poaceae
Product: spermine synthase
Exons: 12
Coding region: 190-1350 (386 amino acids)
Biological process (GO): spermidine biosynthetic process
Cellular component (GO): cytosol
Molecular function (GO): spermidine synthase activity
Source: RefSeq, a predicted model, not a curated record